AUGAAGAACUCUGGUUCGGAAAGUUGUAUGUUGUUCGCUGAGAGCGAUGAAGACAUGGAGAAGGAUCUGCAUAGAGAUGAGAAUGAUGGAAACGGUUCGGAUUAUUCGAAUGAUUCCAAUGAAAACCAGUCAAUGAGAAAACCCAGCAGCUACAGCAUCGCAUGGCCUCAAAGUUACAGGCAAUCCAUUGAUCUAUAUGGUAGUGUACCAUCACCAAAUAUUGGAUUUCUUGGCACCACAUCACUGUCAAGAUUAGGAAGUUCUUUUUUAUCUUCAUCUUUGACAAGGAAGCAAACUCUUGAAAUAGUACAACCAGAGAAAAAACCACUCCUGCAAACCUCAGACGAGGAGCAACUGCGGAAAUCUAUCAUCAGGAAAGAUGCUUCCAAGGUUUCUCAUGAAGCUCACAUACCUGGUCAAUGCUCUUUUGGACAAGCUGUGCUUAAUGGCAUAAAUGCCCUUUGUGGAAUAGGAAUCCUUUCAACCCCUUAUGCAGUAAAAGAAGGAGGAUGGAUUGGUCUUUCAGUGUUGUUAUUUUAUGCAGUUUUUUCGUAUUAUACUGGUUUGCUCCUGCGUUACUGCUUGGAUAGUGCACCUGGCCUUGAGACAUACCCUGACAUUGGCCAAGCAGCUUUUGGUACCACUGGACGUGUCCUCAUUUCGGCUUGUUGCAUAGAGUACAUAAUUGUGGAGAGUGACAACUUAUCUACGUUAUUUCCAAAUGCAUACAUUAAUUUGGGUGAAAUUGAAGUGAAUGCACACGUACUGUUUGCGAUAUUGACCUCAGUGGCUCUUCUUCCAACCGUUUGGCUCCGUGACCUACGCAUUCUCAGUUACAUCUCAGAACGUAUCGUUGUGGCUGUAGCUUGUGGAGUCAUUGCAACGGUUGUAGUGGUUAUAUGCUUGUUCUGGGUUUGCUUGGUAGACAAAGCAGAGAUUCAUCAUACGGAAGGAACAACAACGACAUCAAUAUUCAAUCUUGCAACUUUUCCUGUUGCAAUGGGUCUCUAUGGUUACUGCUACGCAGGACAUGCUGUGUUUCCAAACCUCUACAUUGCCAUGGCAAAUCGGAAUCAAUUUCCUCGAGUGCUCUUAGUAUGUUUUGUUAUUUGUACAACUCUGUACUGUGCAGUAGCUGUUAUGGGUUACUCAGCAUUUGGAGAAUCAACACUCUCUCAGUUCACUCUCAACAUGCCCCAACACUUGGUAGCUGCAAAGAUAGCUGUGUGGACAACGAACAUUCCUAGAGUAGACACUUUAUGUCUUGUUCUUUCUCUAGCUUUCUCUUCUUUGGAGGAGUUGAUACCACCAACCAAUCCCAACUUCAACAUAUAUUCCAAGCUCAUUAGAACAGCUCUAGUAGCUUCUACACUUCUUGUUGGUCUUUCAGUUCCCUUUUUUGGUUUGGUUAUGUCAUUGACUGGAUCUUUACUCACAAUGUUUGUUUCCUUGAUUCUUCCUGCUGCUUGUUUCCUAAGCAUAAGGGGUGGCAGAAUGUCACACUUUCAGGUAGCACUUUGUGUUACAAUUAUAACAGUAGGGGUUGUAUCAAGCUGUUUCGGAUCUUACUCAUCCCUCUCCGAGAUCAUUGAGCAAUUGUUGGGAUGA
Molecule: messenger RNA, 1608 nt
Organism: Sphenostylis stenocarpa
Lineage: Eukaryota; Viridiplantae; Streptophyta; Magnoliopsida; Fabales; Fabaceae
Source: the annotation of a GenBank genome assembly